This is a messenger RNA of Camellia sinensis, 801 nucleotides long. The record is from RefSeq and is a predicted model, not a curated record. NCBI's taxonomy places the organism in Eukaryota, Viridiplantae, Streptophyta, Magnoliopsida, Ericales, Theaceae.
AUGGAAUAUCAAGGAAAUGCAUAUUUUAACAACCUAAUAAACGACGAGUUUGACCUUGACCACCAUGAUUUUACCACUGAAUCUCCUCAACAAGAGAGUCAAUCUUUAUCAUUCUCUCCUGAAAUUAUUACUCAAACCACAAAGAUAUCACAACCCACAGGAAACUUCACCAUAGAGGAAGACAUGAUGCUCAUAUCUUCAUGGCUUAAUAUUAGCUUAGAUCCAAUUAGAGGAAAUGAGCAAAAGUCAAAGGCAUAUUGGUUAAGAGUGUGGGAGAACUUCAAUAAAUUCGGGAUUGCGAAAAAAUUGUACAAAGACUUGUAUCAAUCAAACUUUUCUUUUGAACAUUGUUGGAAUGAAUUGAGAUCCCAACCAAAAUGGAUGGAAGAUACAACAACAAAGAAGCAAAAAAGCACAAAAAAUGCAUCUCCGGCAACGUCUACCCCUUGUACACAAGAUUCAGUAAAUUUAGGGGACAAUGAUAACUAUGAUGUUGUGGAAAGACCAGUAGGAAGGAAGGCCGCAAAGAAAAAAAAAGCCAAAGAUCUUGGAAAUAAUGUUACAAAGUCGCCUUUUGUGAAGCUCUUAGAAGAGAUAAAGGUAAAGAACGAUAUAACAAAUGAGAAGAAAAUAGAGAUAUUUGAGAAAUCUUAUCUUAAAGAGGAACGGAGGAUUGAAAAUGAGGAAAGGAGAGAGGAACGAAGGCUUGCAUUGGAGGAAGGAAGAGAGGAAGAGAGAAUCAUGUCAAUGGAUACGAGUAUGAUGCCUCCAUUGCAAGCACAAUAUAUUCGCCAACGUUAG